Messenger RNA from Lodderomyces theae, 1329 nucleotides. RefSeq lists its product as uncharacterized. The coding region runs from base 1 to 1329 and encodes 442 amino acids. NCBI's taxonomy places the organism in Eukaryota, Fungi, Ascomycota, Pichiomycetes, Serinales, Debaryomycetaceae. The transcript has a single exon. The record is from RefSeq and is a predicted model, not a curated record.
AUGAAUUACACCCCUCCGAGCCCGGAAAUCACUCCACGUAAACGGGGAGUCGAUACGUUAUCACCCUUGUUUGAGCAAGUGUGGGGCGAUUCUGAUACUGACGAAACAUCCCGUCUACCAACUCAAGAUUUGCUAAAGCUAGCACAGAAUUUGAUGAAGGUGCAGCAAGAUCACAACACGGAAAAGCCGCUAACGAAUCCGCUUCUUUCUGCCAUGUCAACCGAGGAUCUUGAGAAGUACCAAGAUCAACAAGCAUUAACCAAAACAGAAGCGUGUGCUCUUUUAAAUCUUCCACCCGCAGAUUCAGAUCAAAAGGUGUUUCUGUCACAUGAGGAAAUGACAAUGCACCUGCCUGAGUCUUUGCCGGGUUCGAAUGAUGAGGCCGUACCUGAGGGAACUUUAGAUGGAUCUGAUUCAGAUGAAACGUCUUCGUUGAUGGAGUGUAUAAAGUAUGUGCCUAUUCCACUUGCAUUGCUGCAACCUCCCACUUUGGCAGCUUCGCCAUAUGAUGAUGUUGUCGGACUAUGCUAUAUCGACCAUUGUUUGAAUGGUGUGUUACGGAAGGAUGUUGUCAUUGAUUGUAAAACUCGACAAACAUUGAGACAACUAGUGGAAGAGGUUGCGUAUUUACAUCAACAAGUCAACGAGUCCUUUACGAAAUUAGCAUAUAGAAUCGAGAAACUCAAACAAACAAAUUCAUGCACAUCGCAACUGUUGAAAUUGUUGUUGCACAAUUCAGACACCAUGCAAGGUCGAGUCUGUCACCUUCAGGCUCAAGUCAAGGCUGUCAAAAGUGUGAAAAGGGUGGUUUCUUUUAGUGAAUUGUGUGAGGUGAUUUCAGUCCCAACCGAGCUACCGCCGGUUAAAACAUUGAGUGGGCUGCUGUUGCGUGCUGCGAUCCACCGACAGAGAUCUGCGUCUUACCGAAAUGCAGCACUUGUUUCUCCUUUGCAACACAAGCGACGUGGUGUACCUUUUCAAAACUCGCCUUCAAGGGCAAACACUCUGGAAGUGUCGCCUACUAUGUUUGAACUCGAUUCUGAUGAGGAUGGAACGUUUAUGGAACCUUAUAGAAUUUCUAGAGCGGGGUCUUGUCAGAAUUUGUCUCAAUAUGCACAUCCACACAGUCCAACGAGCCCUUAUUAUGAAAAGCCACAACCUUUUACAAAAGAAGCUGCUUCUCCUUCUCCUUCUCCUCCUUCUCCUCCUCCUCGUCGUCGUCCAUGUGGGAACAACGAAGACGAGCCAGUUAAAAUACGAUACAUUUUGUUACUACUAUUGCUUUAUUUCUACAACAAGUUGCACAAUUACUUCCAGUCGAAAGUAUAA